This is a messenger RNA of Suhomyces tanzawaensis NRRL Y-17324, 1350 nucleotides long. RefSeq lists its product as uncharacterized. Bases 1 to 1350 code for a protein of 449 amino acids. Lineage: Eukaryota; Fungi; Ascomycota; Pichiomycetes; Serinales; Debaryomycetaceae. The record is from RefSeq and is a predicted model, not a curated record. The transcript has a single exon.
AUGUCAGAAAGUGAUGAAGAGUUCGAUGAUACGAGGAUCGAAACACCGAGGGCCCUCAGGAAUGAUAUUUCUCAUCUAAAUUCAAGCGCUCAUUUCUUAGAAAAUGAGAAUGAAGAAUUCACUAAAGCCACCGAAAGCCAAAGAACUAGCAUCAACAUACCAUUGAGAGAUUCGCCAGCGUUUCAAUUUUCACAAAUAGGUCAGCGAUCGAAGACUCUUGGAAGUACAAAUGGCACCCCGAAAAGAAGAACUUUUAACGAGCAUGUGAGUGUAUCAUAUUCAUUACCUACUGAAUCCAAAGAGGUAAUACCGUCUGAAACUGUGGAACUACCUUCGAAUAAGGGAUAUGGUGGAUCCCAUGGAGAAACUAAUAAUCAGCUUGUUUAUUCUAGCCCGAUAAGAAAGCAGAGUUCACGUCGGCCAAUUUUCAAUUCACCUCCAUCCAAUUUGCAAAUUCAACCUUUGAGAUUUGAUGAAAGUUUACAACAGCGAAGAAGAAAGAGUAGUACACAAAAGUUUGAAGUCAAUGACCUGGCCAAUAGAUCUGUGAACAGAAUUCAGCUACCAGAAACUGAAUUGUCCACAAAAACUGAAGAUAUCGUCUCAAUAACAAAAAAGCAUGAUAAGGAAACUCCUUCACCUACAUUCACUGACAAGAGAAUGGAUAAAGGAUCGAUCUCGAAGCAAAAUUCUUCGCGAAAGGAUGGCCCUGAAAACAAAAUGGAGACAGAGUAUAUGGAAAUAUCGCGUGCAAACUUGCUUGAAAGAGUUAAUCAGACUUUAGAUUCAAUAUCGUCGCCUGAUCACCGGCGUUUCAGUUCACCCCGCUUAUCUCAGGAAGCUGUAACUGGAAAAGCAGUGGAAAUUGAUUCUUCUUCAAGUGACUCGGAUGCCUUUGUUAAAGAUCUAAACAUAGUCAAACGCAAUAGAAGUCCAAUUCUCGGAUACUCAACACCAAAAAUUGAUGUGAAAGGUACAACAGUUCUACAAAAUAAAGAAGCCAUCAACAGUGAACUAUAUUCGGACUUAAGAGGGGAAUCUACUUUAACAAAAAUGUCACCAGAAACCAAAUUAAACCCUUCAAAUAACGAACUAAAUGGACAAAUUGCACACGGAAAGUACUCAUUUUCACACGAAUGGUCCCCAAAGAAGUGGAAAAUGCUUUUCAGGAUUGUACAACUGAACAAAAUCAGCAUCGAUGAUGCAAUGAAUAGUCAAAUUUUGAUUGAGGAGCUCGGAUGCACUAGCAAACAUGAAUUAAGACAAAGGAUAAACUUUUUGCUUAAAUUUGAUAAGUUGAAGCGGAAAAAGGUCCCAAAUUCAACUAAUAGAAGAAUUCAUAAGGAUUAA